AUGUCAACCGCCAAUUACGGGUACGCUUACUGGGAGACACUUACGGGUGCUGGCGUCAGUGACCGUUUGAUGCUCCCCGGCAUUUCAAGCAUUUAUCCCGCCGGUUAUGAGAACUUCCCAUGGGAACUUCCGGCCAGGGCUCGGCGUGAUUCUCAGGGCAUGGAUGCGGUUCUCGUCUCACUUCCCGGUCUCCGCAAGUGA
Aspergillus viridinutans is the source of this 201-nucleotide messenger RNA. RefSeq lists its product as uncharacterized. Lineage: Eukaryota; Fungi; Ascomycota; Eurotiomycetes; Eurotiales; Aspergillaceae. The transcript has a single exon. The record is from RefSeq and is a predicted model, not a curated record. Bases 1 to 201 code for a protein of 66 amino acids.